This is a messenger RNA of Pantherophis guttatus, 5029 nucleotides long. RefSeq names its product interleukin 7 (gene IL7). The record is from RefSeq and is a predicted model, not a curated record. NCBI's taxonomy places the organism in Eukaryota, Metazoa, Chordata, Lepidosauria, Squamata, Colubridae. Gene Ontology annotation, cellular component: extracellular region. Gene Ontology annotation, molecular function: interleukin-7 receptor binding; growth factor activity. Gene Ontology annotation, biological process: immune response.
CAUUUUCCCUAAUGGUUCUUUCCACGCAUAAACGGAGCCUUGGCAAACCCUCUGGUGGAGUGGAGACGAGGGUGAUCCCACCUCCUUUGUCAUCGGGCUAUUUCAUCCCGGAGAGAAGUCCCCAGCAGUUCCAUCGACGCCCGUCGGCGAGCAAGGAGAAUAGCGGGAGGGAGCGGAGGAAGCGGUGCAAAGACCGCGCGGGCCAGGCAGGGCGCAAACAUCCGCGCCGCGCAGUGGGCGCGCGCCUUUCCGCGCUUCUUUCGGCAGGUGGAAAAAUGCGCAACUCGACCGCAGCCGGGAGUUCGAAAAGCUGAAAGAAACCUUCCGAAACUAGCGGCGCUCGUUCCGGCCGGAAAGCGAAACUAGUUCGGCUCAUACGGAAGUUCUCGGCGGUUUAAAAAAAAAAAAAAAAGGGCAAGCCUGGUUCGGCUCCAAGAGCGGCUCCGCAAGCUUUCCUCUCCCCUCCGCUUCAACUAAGCCCCAAAGUGGUCUAAAGGCGAGGCUGUAGGACGGCUCCCCGCCCAGCCUUUUUAUUUAAUGUUAAUUAUUACGGAAAGCUCGUUCUGCUGGCCGUUCGCAGCCCUCAGCACAAGACGCCGCCGCGGCCAGGAUUUUGCACCGGGACGGUAGCGCCAUGGACGUGACUCCGGCUCCAUCAUGAGCAAGCGGCGUCCGGCUCGCGGACCAUGUCCCAUGUUGUUCAUGAAAAUGUGGAAGAAUACCGGACAGAGGAUCUGAAUCCUCUGGUAUCCUGCCUGAUACCUCACUCUGCUUCUUUAAGGUAUAUCUUCAUGAUUCUGCCAUUGUUCUUAGUUCUGGUACCAGAAGCCUCAUCUGAUAUGACUGAAAUCCGAAAUGAUUAUGAGAAUAUUCUAGUCAACAUGAUUAAUCAUCUGGAGACACUAAUUAAUCAGAACAUCACAUCCAGCUGUAACGGGAGAUGUUACCCCUCUUCAUUUGAGAAUGCCAGCAUAACUUGCCUGACAUUGUGUCUGAAGAUAAAGACAAAUUGUACUAAAAUUUUUCCUGAUGUAAAGAACAGCAUGACCUCUGUUACAGAGUCGACAACAAAAAUAUUAAAUAAGAAUGGUUAUACCUUACAACCACUCAACCACCGCUGCAAUUAUCGUCAAUGCAGGAAAUACAUCAGAAAAUUUGACUGUAUCUAUACUUUGUGUUGCCUAAAGAAUGUUGUUUCAGCCUUGCGUGUCUGGUGGCAGAAGUUUCUUUAUCAUAGUUAUUCCUAAAAGGAAUAAAGCGAUAAGUAUAACUUUUAUAAGAGUUAAGAGAAGCUUUUAUAAUCUAGAUAUACAUCAGACUUUUUCUACAGAAAAUUAUGCAAAUAUCCUCCGCUAAUUCCUUGACAAGACUGUUGAAUUUGUUCCAUGAGUCCCACAACAGAAAAAAAUGGAAGAAGAGAAGCAGGCUGCCAACAUAUCAAAGUUCUUAAGUGCUAAUGAAAGAAGAAGAAGAAGAAGAAGAAAAAAAGUCAAUAGAUGAAAUGUUCCAUAUUUAUUCGUUUCUGUUUUACAACAUAUACAUGUGCUGUAUAUAUUUUGCAUCCUAAGAAAUUUUCAUCAACAUAAGGAUUCCUGAACAUAUUGUCUUCAUACGGUAGUUAAUAGAUUUGGAAAGAAAAUGAAGAGUGAUAAUUGAGAGCAAGGUAGCAGUUUGGGGAAUGGUUAUGACAAAGGUACAAAUAGAUAGCUUUUAAGAAUUAGGACUAUGUAUUGAAAAAAAUACAAUUUCUUUAUUGUAUGCAAAUCAUAAAGGUUUUUGUUGUGGUACUUCGCAAAAAUGAAUAGAUAUUAAGUUUUUUUAAAAAAUAAACCAUCAGCCCUCUAUAAAUGUUUAUUUAAUACAAUACCAUUAUGGUUGUCUCUAACUUGAAAUUUUAUGCAACUGAUUUUAUAGUAUUAAGUUGGCUAUAAUUAUGUACUCUACAUAUUGCAGUAAGUAAUUAACAAUGCUUAAUCGCAGCUGUGCCAAUUUUUUUUAACCUAUGGGAGAAUAUUAGAGGAUGAGGGGAAAGUAUUUGCUUGAUGCCCCUUACUGACAUUUAACAAUAUAAGUAUUAGGGAUGUUCAAAUGUUUCAAAGUUCAGAAAACUGUAACUUGAAACAUCCCGUUUCAUAUUCAGGCAUGCUGGUCUAAACUUAUUGGACAUGCGCUGACCCUGAAACAUUCUGACAAGUGUUUCAUGCCUCUUGAAAUAGGACUAUAUAUCCUGCACGCAGCACUUUUAAGAGUCACAAUGUUGAAAUACUUCAGAUUCAAAAUAUUAUAUCUGCUCUUUAAAAAACCAUCUUAAGAUCUCAUGUUCAGAGAUUAAAUUAAUAAAUACAUUCAGAUUGCAUAGUCCUAGCCAAUUUCAAUAGAAGGCACAGAUACUGGACAUGUGUGUACAGAUAUAGGAGGUUCAAAAAUCAAAGCAGGGCUCUUCCAAAGGAACUCCAAACUAAAAUAACAAUUCUAAACCUUGUUAAAUUAUUCAAAAUGGAAUAAAUAGUGUCUUUAUUUAAUGCCACCUGAUUUAAUCUUAGAAUGUGUGAACGCAAGCAGUGUGUUUUCAAAAAUAGACUAAUAUGUGAAAGCUCCUUCAGGUUAUCUAUUCGUGCCUUUAUAGAUAUGUUCAUGAUUUUUUUGCAAAAAAUAUGAAAGUAGAUUCUCCCAGGUUCAGAGGUGGGUUUCUGCAGGUUCUGCUUAGUUCUGGAGAACUGGUAGCGGAAAUUUUGAGUAGUUUGGAGAACCGGUAGUAAAAAUUUUACGGUAUCCUUCCCCUGGAGUGGGCUGGGAAUGGAGAUUUUACAGUAUCCUUCCCCUGCCAUGCCCAACAAGCCAUGCCACGCCCACCAAGUCACACCCACAGAACAGUAGUAAAAAUUUUUGAAACCCACUACUGCAGACAGGUUGUUGACAACAGGUUGUUGUCUUAUGAAGAUUCUCAAUCAUCCAGGUCAUGGUUGCCCCAAUGGUGUUUUUUCCAAAAGGCAACUGGACUUUCUUGGUUCUUUUUUCGUUGAAAAAAUUCUGAAGAACUAAUCUGAAGAAGCUUUUUGGAUGAGAAACAAAAUGUUUUCAAAGAAAAAAAAAACAAGAAAAUCCAGUUGCCUUUUGGAAAAAGCAUCUUUAGGACUUCUAGGAUGUUGUUUUGACUUCCCAGCCAGCCUUAUGAGUUCCUGGCAGUCUUGCUUAAUAGUAUUAAUUUGUUGGCUCUGCUUAGCUUUUUUGACUUGCUAAGAUUAAAAAGAAGAUGCAUAGCUCUAUAGAAAGUGAACUCUUGGAGGAAUAAGAGAAUUGGAGUUAUAACUCACAGUUCUAGCUUCUAAUUACAAUGAAUGGAAAGUCUUAAAUGAAAUCGGUCACAAUAUUUGAGAGGGAGCAGUGAAAUUUGAGACAAUACAUUGGCAGAAUUCUCUCUCAGACUGACAACAGCCCUACAGAACACAAAAGUAACCCAUUUUUCUCAAGUUUCUUACUUUCUACUUACUUUAUUUCCACAAAAUUUACAUGUGGAAAAUGUACAUUUUUUUCCUCUUACCUCCACAUUCUGUGUAUGGUAAGUCUUGAACCUAGCAUUUGGCUGUUGAACCUUUUGGGGGAAAAAACCUCAUACCUGAUAUGUACAACCUAGAAAGAAGAAACAUGUUCUCAAGUGUGGCAGGCCACUUUGUUUCUGUUCUAAAGUAUACACACUCCUCAUUUAUCCUCCUUCGCUCAUUUAGUAUGCUCAUUUAUCAAUGCAUAGCUAAUUUGAUUCAAGUAUCAUCUUGCAAACACCAUUAUCCUUGGACACUGUAUUGGUUCAACUCAAAACAUUUAAUGAAAAAAAAAUAGGUAAUUUGUACCAAUUCUCAUAUUCAGUUCCAAAGAAAAGUACUUUAUGUUCAGUUCCAAAGAAAAAUACACAGUUUUCUAUUUUUACCAACUCUCCUUGACAUAUCUAUAUAAACUUCAGAGGAAAGUAAAUAUUUACUAUUAAAUAUUUUUCCCCAAGGAGCCAUGGCUAUGGCUAGACUGACACUCCAAUAAACAAGAACAUAUCUCUAACUAGUAUAUUUUUAUUUUCCUCCACUACCCGUCAGAUACAGCUUUAAGUGAGUGUGUAAUAAAGCUACUCAGCUGCCCAGUCACCAGGAGAUGGGCAGCAUAUACAUUUUAUUAAUUAAUAUCUAAUAUUAGUAACUCCAAAGAUCAUGUUUUCUGAAACAAAAUUAAAUCAAGUAGAAUAAAUUAGUCCUACAACUUGAUAAAAUAGAAAAAUGUGGGUUAGAUAGCAUCAUCACCAGAUGGAUUUAUAACUGGCUGACCAACUGCACUCAAUGGGUAGUCCUCAAUGGAACUGCAUCUACAUGGAGGGAAGUAUGCAGUGGAGUACCCCAAGGCUCUGUUUUUUAGGCCCAGUACUCUUCAACAAUGAUUUGGACGAGGGGAUAGAUGGGGAACUCAUCAAAUUUGCAGAUGACACCAAGCUAGCAGGAGUAGCCAACACUCCGGAAGAUAAGCUUAAGAUACAGAAGGAUCUUGACAGACUUGAACAUUGGGCACUAUCUAACAAAAUGAAAUUCAAUGGUGAAAAAAGUAAGAUUCUACAUUUAGGCAAGAAAAACAAAAUGCACAGGUACAGUAUAUGUGGUACCUUGCUCAAUAGUGGUGGCUGUGAGAGGGAUCUUUGAGUCCUAGUGGAUAAUCACUUAAAUAUGAGUCAGCAGUGUGUUGCAGCUGCCAAAAAAGCUAACACAGUUCUAGCUGCAUAAACGGAUAGAAUGACAUGUUAUUUCAAAGCAUUAAUUAUUUAUGAUAAUUUCUUACCUGGCAAAGUUCAAAUAUGUUUAAUUUCCUUAACAUUGGAAAUAAUUGAGAUUUGCAAGAUUGAUGUUAGCAGAUCAAACAUGGAAACUGAAGACAUGCAAGAUAACACUAAAAGAGCGUUGAUAGUACAGGGGUUUAAGGCACCCUGUUAUUAAGCUGGUUAUUAAGACCAGCUGCCUGCAAUUACUGCAGGGUUCGAAUCUCGCCAAGGCUCAAG